UCCGUCCGGUUCUGCGGGCUCAAGGGGAGAAGUGAUGUAGCAACAUGGCUCUCUUCUAAUCGCGUUUAAUAACUCAUGUGUGCUCAAUUUACUGGCAAUCCGUCACCAUCCACGCCUUAAUCAUGGACCUCCAGUCGAGAGGCUUGUUCUGGGGGCAUCCACACUGUCAGCAGUAACGUCUGAAAGCUGUAUUUAUAAUUUUUUCCCUCCCCAUACUAUCACUUUUCUUGAUUUUUACUUGGGAUUUAAACCUAAAGUGUCAGCAACUAGGCAACACGUCUCACUUGAAUAACCCGAAUAUCCCCGUGGAAACGAAGACGCCCGGCGUUCGUAAAGUCACAGAUUUAAAAACAAACUUUCAAGAAACACGUUGACGAAGUCUUGCCCUCAAGUUUUCCCGUUUGCCUGCGGUGCGGGUAUAACUUGGAAGAGAACACUACGCAAGGACUCAUCUAAUCAUCUUGAAUACUAAUUUAGAGUUUGGCAGGCAGGUGUGAGGCCCCCUCAUGCAGGACCACAGGAAAUGAAUAAACCACCUCAGCCUAUAACAGGACCCCCUGCUGUCCCCCACCCCGCCCAAUCGCCAGGACUGGCACAGGUGCCCUAUACCCCAGGCCAGCCUCCCACUGUUGUCUUUCCUGGCCCAACUCCUCAAAUGAACUCUGCUCCUCAACCCAGACAGUUUGCCCCAGGGCCUCGUGCUUUACACCAACAGGGUGGAUUCAGGUCACUGCAGCAGUACUACACCAACCGACCCAGUAUGCAAGGCAAUGCCCCUCGGGUCCCACCCAGCAGCACCCCCCGGUCUGUUGCGCAGACACAUGUUUACCAACCUACCUCGCAGGUGAUGAUGAUACCCCCACAACAGUUGCCGUUCACCAAUACUCAGGGCCAUGCCUAUUUUGUGCACGGACAUGGACAGUACCGGGCCCCCUACAUGACCCCAGCCCAGCAGUACUCGGUACCAAGUGGAACCACAGGCUUCUAUGCUGGAAGCAGUCCAGCUGAAUAUGGUACAUAUGAUCCCUCUCUGGCAGGGAGGGAGAGGCGGGGGGGUGGGGGGAGAGGUGCGGGCAGAGAGAAUGGACGUCUCUCGCUGCACGGAGCUCCUCUCACCUCCCAGCGUUAUCCUGCAGCUGCCUAUUACCCUGCGACACAGCAGUACCCUGCAUCAGUUCCCCCCACAUCUGUCAUGAUGAACCCCGCUCAGCAGCAACAAGCCCCAACUCCACCGCAAGCUCCACCUCAGCCACCAGGACAAGUCAGGAGAGAGCGCAAACAGAUCAGAAUACGUGAUCCCAACCAGGGAGGACGUGACAUCACGGAAGAGAUAAUGUCUGGUGGGAGAACAACCUCCACUCCUCCACAGAUUGUUGGUUCAGAGGUAGGUGGUCUAGUCCAGACCAAUGGUGAAAGUGUUUCUCCUGUUGCUUCUGUGAUCAGAUCUGAUGAUCAGGUGGAGCCUGUGGCCCCUCCUGCAGCAGUCCCCACCCCUCCUCCAUCAAAGACGCCAGAGCAAGCCCCCACUCCUCCUUCAGCCGCUGACUCACAACCGUUGUCUGAGGUCAGACAAGCUUCAUCAGUGAGCAAGGUUUCCAUUCCUCCAGGAGAGGAACCUGAUGCCAUCACCACAGUUUCCACUGCAGCUUGCUAUCCCUUGGGACUUCCACCUGCUUCAGUUUCUCCUCCUCCUAUGAACAAUCCUAAACCUUCAAAGCCUCAAACUGCUGACAGUGUGGAUGCUUCAGUGGCCCCUGAACCCCCUGCUCAAAAGGAGCCUGUGGAGGAAUCCCCUCCUGUGCAGCAGAUUUCGUCUGGGUUUGAAAAAGAGGAGCCUGAGGUAGCCAAGGAGAAAGAGUCAGAGCCUGUGGCCAGCUUAGAUGCCUCAUCUGACUCUAGCCCAACUACCAUCAUCCCCAGCUCUGUGGAUGAUGCUCCUGCUGUAGCCAUUGGCAGUGAUGAAGCUUCUAAGGACUCCAGCCCUGUAACCACUGAGACGCCUGUUCCAGAGCCAGUCAUUGGUGAGCAAAAUGAACAGCCUUUGCUUAAUGGUUUGCCUCAGGACUCUGUUGAGGUUACUGAAGAUGAUGUGAAGCCAGAGUGCUCCAGUAAUCCAGUUGCUGAACAAGAGGCUCCUCAGGUUCAGCAGAUCUGCCUUACAGCUGUGAUAGCAGCACCUGUGGAAGAAGUUGAGCAGAAAGCAGAGGAGAUGCCCACCCCUGAACUGAGCUGCCCAGUUGAGGAGACAACUAUGCAAGCUGCCACAACAAUAGUGCCAAAGAAGAUAAAGGAUCUGAAUAACAAAGAUGUGGGAGAUGUCCUAGAUGCCUUCAAAGAGCCAGAGGAGAAGCCUGCUCCUGAACCAGAGGUUGUUCAGAAAGAGCCCUCCCCAGCUCUAGCCCCUGUCCCACCAGCAGAGGAGUUGGAAGAAUCAUGGGAGGAGAAAGAGGACAAUCAUGACACAGAGAAUAUUGAGCCUGAGGCACCCAAACCCAUGGAAUUGAAAUAUCAAUAUAAAGAAGAGCAGUGGAAGCCCAUCAACCCAGAGGAGAAGAAACAAUAUGAUCGGGAGUUCCUGCUUGGCUUCCAGUUCAUCAGUGUGAGCAUGCACAAGCCUGAGGGUUUACCUCACAUCAGUGAUGUUGUGUUGGACAAGGCAAAUAAAACCCCCUUGCGGCCUUUGGAUCCCAGUAGUCUCAUGAACUGUGGGCCGGACUUCACACCCUCAUAUGCUAACCUAGGCAGGCAGUCAUCUGGAGGAGGACGAGGACCGCAUUCGUCUCAACCUGGACGCCGCCCACAGCCAGGACGAGGCAAAGAGCAACCCCGUAACCCCAAGAUCAUCACCAGCUUGUCUCUUAAAGACAAUGUUGAACUCAACCAGGCUGAGAACGCUUGGACACCUUCUAUCAAGAAGCAAGCCAAAGGACCAAGGGUAGGAGAGGAUGAGGACGACGAAUCGGAGGCUUCAAAAACGCAGGAGCUGUUCCGCCGUGUGCGCAGCGUCCUUAACAAGCUCACGCCACAAAUGUUCCAGCAACUGAUGAAGCAGGUGACGGAGCUCACCAUAGACACUGAAGAGAGGCUCAAGGGCGUCAUUGACCUCAUCUUCGAGAAAGCCAUCUCAGAACCCAACUUUUCUGUAGCUUAUGCCAACAUGUGCCGCUGCCUUAUGGGGCUAAAAGUCCCCACUUCAGACAAACCGGUAGUCACUGUAAAUUUCCGUAAACUGCUGCUCAAUCGUUGUCAGAAGGAGUUUGAAAAGGAUAAGGAUGAUGACGAGAUCUUUGAGCAGAAACAGAAAGUGCUGGAUGCUGCCACUGAGGGAGAGGAACGUCAGCGCCUCAAAGAAGAGCUGGAGGAAGCCAAGGACAAGGCACGCAGACGGUCACUUGGCAACAUCAAGUUCAUAGGAGAACUGUUCAAGCUGAAAAUGCUGACCGAGCCCAUCAUGCACGACUGUAUCGUGAAGCUCCUGAAGAACCAUGAUGAGGAGAGCUUGGAGUGCCUCUGCAGACUGUUUGCCACCAUUGGCAAAGAUCUAGACUUUGAGAAGGCCAAGCCACGUAUGGAUCAGUACUUCAACCAGAUGGGGAAGAUCAUUAAAGAAAAGAAGACGUCUUCUAGAAUACGCUUUAUGCUUCAGGAUGUUUUGGACCUCCGACAGAACAACUGGGUUCCCAGGAGAGGAGAUCAGGGUCCUAAGACCAUUGAUCAAAUCCAUAAAGAGGCUGAGCUGGAAGAACACAGAGAGCAGAUCAAAGUACAGCAACAACUGCUGUCUAAGAAAGACUCGAGUCAGGGUCGAGGGGGCCGUGGCGGGCCGCACUCCUCUGGGGGCCGUGGUAGCCAAACACAGGAUGAGGGCUGGAACAUAGUGCCUAUUACCACCAAGAACAGACCGAUUGACACCAGCCGCCUCAGCAAAAUUACAAAGCCUGGUGAUUUCAACAACCAGCUUCUGGCUCCAGGAGGAAAGGGCUCUUGGGGCAGCUGGGGCAAAGGGAGCAGUGGAGGUACUGGAGCAAAGUCCACUGGAGAUCAAGACCAGGGAAGACCUGCCACUAGCACACUCAACCGCUUCUCUGCUUUGCAGCAGUCUGGACCCUCUUCCUCUUGCUCUCUUGACUCUGAUCGUAGAGUGCCUCAAAGAAGUAGCUCCAGUAGGGACAGAAGCGACAGAGAUCGCGGUGACAGAGAUCGUGGUGAACGCUUCGAGCGCUUUGAUAGUAGGCGUGAGGAACGGGACAGAGGCCUGGACAGACCUCGUCCAUCUCUCACCAAGCGCAGCUUCAGCCGUGAAAGUGAAGAGCGUAGACGAGGUGACAGCCGUGGACCGCCGGAUUCCGUACGCCGUGUGUCCAGCAUGACGGAAAACCGCGACAGAGGUAGUCGUGAGCGGGAAAGAAGCAAAGAGACUGUGAAACUCAUGGCAGCUCCUCCUCCACCACCUGCUCAAACAAAACCAGCCCUGAGUGAGGAUGAACUGGACAAGAAAUCCAAAUCCAUCAUUGAAGAGUAUCUCCACAUCAAUGACAUGAAGGAGGCAUUACAGUGUGUGCAAGAGCUGAACAGUGCACCUAUGCUCUUCGUGUUCAUACGGAAUGGUGUGGAAUCCACACUGGAGCGUAGCACCAUCGCUAGAGAGCACAUAGGUCAACUGUUUCAGAAGCUUGUUAGUGAAGGAAUACUACCUGCUGACCAGUACAAUAAGGGACUACAGGAGAUUCUGGAAAUAGCAGAUGACAUGACCAUCGACAUUCCUCACAUUUGGCACUAUUUGGCUGAGAUCAUCACACCCAUGUUGCAAAAGGGGGGCAUCCCCAUGGGCCAGCUUUUCAGGGAGGUGUCCAAACCUCUUCUGCCUUUUGGAAAAGCAGCUGUCCUGCUUGUGGAAAUACUUAACAUUCUCUGCAAAGGACUAAGUCACAAAAAGGUUGGGGCAGUGUGGUUGGAGGCGGGACUCUGCUGGAAAGACUUUCUGCCAGAGGAUGAGGAUGUCAAUAAAUUUGUUACAGAGAAGAAGAUGGAGUUUACCCUUGGUGAAGAGUCUGAAAUGCCCAGUAAGAAAGAGCUGACUGCAGAGGAGCUGAGUAAACAUUUGGACAGGUUGUUACAGGAUAAAGCCAACAACCAGAGGAUCAAUGACUGGGUAGAGGCCAACUUGGAAGAGAAGCAAAUAAACUCCAAUCAGUUUGUGCGGGCCUUAAUGAUGGCUGUAUGUCAAUCUGCCAUUAUAUGUGACAGCCCCUACAAGGUGGAUGUGGAGCAGUUUAAUCUAAGGUCUAAGCUGCUGCACAAAUACCUGGCCGAUGAAUCAAAGGAGCUGCAGGCACUCUACGCUCUCCAAGCUCUCAUGGUGCAGAUGGAGCAGCCGGCCACUUUACUGCGCAUUUUCUUCGAUGCCCUGUAUGAUGAGGACGUGAUCAAAGAGGAGACCUUCUACAAAUGGGAGUCCAGUAAAGACACGGCCGAGCAGCUUGGAAAGGGCGUGGCCCUUAAAUCUGUCACUGCCUUCUUCACCUGGUUACGGGAGGCCGAAGAUGAGUCUGACAACAACAGCUAAUCCUGAACCACGGUGACCCAUGUAGCACUGGAGAGGAACCAGUGCCGAGGACUAAUGAGGGAGGAUGUCAGGCAACCAAGUUGAACUUGAUCCUCAUGAUGCCAGUCUUAUCAGUGCAAGGUGGCUCUUGACAGAUACAAACUACAAUCAUUUUUCAGUCAUUUCUUUUGCUCUCUAUAUCUCUUAUGGUGUAUGUCCACCAAAAACAAAAGAUGUAAAAAAAAAAAAAAAAAGAUUUCUGCAGGACUGCUUAAACGUGUUAACAAUUCAUCAUUUAUAUUUUAUGAGAAACUGAAAAACUGUACAAACCAACGCUGCUCUUUCAUGUUAAUAUUGAUUUAUAUGCAAUGUGGUUUGGCAGACCAGACGUGGCGUCAUAUAUUAUGUGUAGAGGGUAUGAUGGUGAUCAUGUCCUUUUAGGUUUGUUAUGUCACAUCAAACAUUGGAGGUCUUGCAUAAGGAUUUUGUUUCCUUUCAAGUGUGUGCCGGAGGAUUUAUGUUUUUAAAUCCACAAAGAUAAACGUAUAGGAGCAUCGUAUUUGCCGAAUUCUCAAAUGGAUGGAUGAAUUUUGAGAAGCGUCUAUAUUUCCCCCUUUUUUGCUUCCUGUAUAUUCUAGUAAGGGGUGGACCUGUUGAACUUCAGGAUUAUACUGGAUGAACUUUGACCUUUUUGACCUUUCAUGCUGCUGGAAGAGGAGGGGAGGUCCAACAUGCUUCCUAACUAAGCCAUCCAUGUCCUGCCUCUUACCCCACACUUUUGCAUCUUACCUCUCUUAAAGAACUGAUCAGGGUCUUAAUGGAAGCCCUGCUUGAACAAGCCUGCGGUGGAUUUUUAAAGAGAAAUCGUUAAAACUUGAAGCAUAUAGAAAAAUCAACUUGAUGAAAUGACAGUAAUGAUCCUAAAGCCUUUUCUACUUGCAAAGUGGAAACACAUCUCAGGAGCGUUCUGUACAUAUAAAUGGAGAUGUUUUCUUGUUUUUGUUUUAUUUUCAGACAUUAAAAGUUAAGAAAUCUGAUGUAAUGCCAUUUUUUUUUUUUUUUCAA
This is a messenger RNA of Xyrauchen texanus (razorback sucker), 6610 nucleotides long. It is a transcript of the gene eif4g1a, whose product is annotated as eukaryotic translation initiation factor 4 gamma, 1a. Gene Ontology annotation, cellular component: eukaryotic translation initiation factor 4F complex. Gene Ontology annotation, molecular function: translation initiation factor activity; protein binding; mRNA binding. The record is from RefSeq and is a predicted model, not a curated record. NCBI's taxonomy places the organism in Eukaryota, Metazoa, Chordata, Actinopteri, Cypriniformes, Catostomidae. The transcript is spliced from 34 exons. Bases 524 to 5566 code for a protein of 1680 amino acids.